Messenger RNA from Trichomycterus rosablanca, 2372 nucleotides. RefSeq names its product NHERF family PDZ scaffold protein 1b (gene nherf1b). Bases 112 to 1224 code for a protein of 370 amino acids. Gene Ontology annotation, biological process: protein localization to plasma membrane. Lineage: Eukaryota; Metazoa; Chordata; Actinopteri; Siluriformes; Trichomycteridae. The record is from RefSeq and is a predicted model, not a curated record. The transcript is spliced from 6 exons. Gene Ontology annotation, cellular component: apical plasma membrane. Gene Ontology annotation, molecular function: signaling receptor binding; protein-membrane adaptor activity.
UCGGAUACAUGUACAAUGUUCAGUCUGUAGCUGCUGAAUGAAGUUCGUGUUUAGUUCAACGACUGACUGAACGACUCCAUCACUAACAGGUUGUUUAAGAUAGUGAUCGACAUGCCCGUCCACCGAGAAAACCUCCGACCGAGACUCUGCGUCCUGGAAAAAGGAGACAACGGCUACGGCUUCCACCUGCACGGAGAGAAGGGUAAAACAGGUCAGUUUAUCCGCCUGGUUGAGCCGGACUCGCCGGCUGAAGGUUCGGGACUCCGCGCUGGGGACAGACUGGUGUUCGUUAAUGAUGAUAAUGUAGAGAGUGAGAGUCACCAGCAGGUCGUGUCUCGAAUACGAGCGACUUCAGGCAAACUGCAAAUGAUAGUCAUCGAUCCCGAAACCGACCAGCUGCUCAAAAAACAUCAUUUAAAGUGUCUGAAGGAGUAUGUGACGGAUGAAAUCCCUGUACCGGAAUGUGAGCUGGAAAACGGACAAGUAGAGAUAAACGGGAACGGUGAGGAGAAGUCGGCGAGAAACGGAGAGAAGAACCACAGUCCUGUAGAGAAGAAAAUCAGCUCUGAUAGUUCAGAGAAGGAGUUUAAAAAUGAACUGAGACCACGACUGUGUGUGAUUCGAAAAGAUUCCCAUGGCUUUGGCUUCAACCUGCACACCACGAAAUCCAAACCAGGCCAGUACAUCAGAGCUAUUGAUGAGGACUCCCCAGCAGAAAGAGCCGGUUUACAACCCAAAGACCGGAUAAUACAGGUAAAUGGAGUGCCAGUGGAAGGAAUGUUGCAUGCUGAUGUGGUGGCUACCAUUAAGGCUGGAGGUGACUCAGCAGUUCUGCUGGUGGUGGAUCCUGACACAGACUCGUUUUUUGAGAGGUGCAAGGUCGCCCCCGCACCACAGCACAUGACAGGACCCCUGCCUGAGCCAGAUGACAACUGGGAAAUGGAGGACAAGUUUAACAAGAAAGCUGACAAAUACGACAACCACAAGGCGUCCAACAUGUCAGUGAGCCCAUCACCAUCAAAUGUUUCAUCUAACGCAUCACUCUUAGCCCUGUCAACCGAGACGCUGCCCACUGAGGCUGCUGAACCAUCUAUCAUGAACGCCAUUCCUGCCCUGAACCUUUCACUCCAGCAAGUGAAAGAACAAGCACACCAGAAACGCUCCAAUAAGAGGGCCCCACCCAUGGACUGGAACAAGAAAUAUGAGCUGUUCAGUAACCUAUAAUCCUAUUCACUUUGCUUAUAUAAGGAACACUAUAUGUCCAAAAGUAUGUGGACACUCCUCCUAAUUAUUGACUUAAGCUGUUUUACAUAUGAAUUAUGUAAAUGUAUUAAUUAUGUAAAUCGUUUGCCUCCAAUCAUGUGGUAAGUGUUAAGGAAGGCCUUUUCCUGUUCCAGCAUGACUGUGCCACUGUGCAUUUCAUGGGUUUGGUGUAAAGAAACUACAAUGACCUGCAUAAUUGCCCGGGAACAGACCUGACCUGGCCUGACCUUACAAUUACAACUAAUGGGCUUAUAUUGAGGGUUAAGGCACCCUUAUAUUAUUUGCCCAUGGGUUUUAGAACGUGAUGUCCAAAAUGUCACAUACUUUUGGUCAGAUAGCUUUAAUGCCACUUAAAGUCAGAAAAAAGGACUUUCACAUCCUUGUCUGUUAAAUGAUGUUCCAAAAAGAGAUUGUUUAAAGACUUGAUGGAUUUAUAAAUAAAAUAUUUUACACAGAUAUAUUUUAAAAAUGUAAAGAAUUACUAACAUAAAUUAGUAUGUUUAGAAAUAUGUAACAAUAGUAACACAGAGCUCAUGUAUCACACUAAAUCACUGAAUCCUAAAUACAUGGGAGCUGAUUUUUUUGUCCUUGUUUAAACAUCUGAGAAGAUUUGGUUAUGCAGACAUUUCUAGGCUGUAUUUGUAUUGUUGGGUCUUUGGGAAAAUAAUUUUAAUAUCUUUUAACUAUUAUUAUGAAAUCAACAUUUUUUUAAAUCAGUUCUUUGCCUAAAUGACUCAAAGCUUGUCAAUCAACAUUUCUCAUAGUUAUUAAAGUUAAUCCGUUACAGAAAAACUGCAGGUAUGGUGGUAUUUUCUGGAUUGUAUAUUGUCUCAUGGCAUAAUUAUGUAAUAACGUAUGUAAUAGAUAUUCUCAUUUGUUUUAACACACAGAUUGUGUCUUUUCCUAUUCUUAUAAUUUAACUCAUAUUAUGUAUGAUGAUGUCAUGUAUUACUUAUGUCAAACCACUCUAUUUUGUCAUUCUAUACAUGGAUGCAAAUAUGUGAAAUAUUUCUAAAUGCAAAUAAAUGAGUACAUUAAAAAUACAGAGCUCUUAUUUGUAAUGCUGAAAAGUUUUUGUUUUCUGUUCUAUUAAAAAAGUCAUUAACAUA